UCUGGAUUAUGCAAGUGAGACUUUGCAGAGAAUACUCCAAUGCUAACACCCUGAAGAACUCAUCAGUGAUAGCAGAGUCCUGGCUGGAGCAGUCACAGCUGCCAGCAGAGGAGAAGCUACAUGAGUAUGAAGCAUUGGAUUCCUUCUGAGGGGUGUCAAGCAAAUGGCUGCCUGGGACACAGUGGCUGGCUACGUCCAACAACAGCUCUUGCUGCACAAGGUGAUGGGAUUAGUGCUGAUCUGAUCUUUCUGGAAGGAGGAUCUGACAACCUUUGUUAUCCAGAGCUUUUCCAUCUGUUUGUGAGAGGAGCAACACUCACAACAGGCAACAAGUCCUUCAUUGCCAAGGGAAUGACUCCGGCACAAGGGAUCCCCUUUGCCCCAGAGGAGAUUUGCAUGGACUGGCAGCAAAGACAGAGACCUGGGCCGGGACUCCGCAACCUGGGCAGUACCUGCUACAUCAAUGUCAUCCUGCAGUGCCUGACAUACACCCCCCCUCUGGCCAACUACCUGCUCUCUCGUGAGCACAGCAGGUUGUGUUUUCAGCAAGGCUUCUGCAUGAUGUGCAUCAUGGAAGCACAUGUCAGGAAGGUCCUGCGUUCCUCAGCCAGUGCCAUCUGGCCUAGGGCUGUCAUCAAGGACCUCAAACUCAUAGGAGAAGAAUUUGAGCCUGACACGGCCGGAGACGCCUUUGAGUUCUUAUGCUGUGCUCUCAAGGCCAUGCAGAGAGCCUGUCUGAUUGGAAGCAGCAACUUGGACGUUUCUUUUCAAACAACUACAAUUGUUCAUCAAAUAUUUGGGGGCCUGCUGAAAUCCAGAGUCACAUGCUUGAGGUGCAAAGCAGUUUCUGAUUCCUACAAGGCCUUCCUGCAUAUCCUUUUGGAUAUCAAAGAAAUCUCAUCCCUCACUGCAGCUCUGGAGGACUUUGCGACACCCAAGGAGCUGGAUGGAGGAAACUGCUUCAAAUGUAGCAAGUGUGAGAAGAAGGAGGUUACCAUCUCUAAGAGAGUUACAGUCCAUCAUGUGCCCAAGGUCUUCACAGUGUGUCUGGAAAGGGCUGCUGAUCACACUGGCAAGAAGAUCAGCACGUUUGUGGAGUAUCCUGAGUACUUGGAUCUUCUGCCAUACAUGUCUGACAUGGCUGGAGAACCCCUCCUCUACUCCUUAUACGCUGUCGUGGUGCACAGCGGUGACACCUGCCUUGACGGACACUUCUUCUGCUACACAAAGGCCAGCAAUGGACUGUGGUACAAGAUGGAUGAUGAGUCUGUGGACAACUGUGGCAUCCACGCAGUUCUCAGGCAGCAAGCCUAUUUGCUGUUCUAUGCCAGAUGCUCUGAUUUGAAAAUGAGAGAAAUGGAGGCUUCCUCACUGACACCCUCCCAUGCCCAUUCCCUCCCAAGUGAGAGUGAGGGCAGCAGCAAGGAGGCAGGUUCUGCAGGACCACAGGGUCUGCCCGACAGGACCACACGGACUUGCUGCCAGAGGAAGAGCACCACGGAGAAGGCCCAGAGCAGACCCCUGCAGUGGGGCAGCUGGUUUGUCAACAACACCGACUACGACAACUCAACAGGGAGGAAAAGGAAGAGAACUAGUCCUCCGGGACGUGACCACGCUCCCCAGGAUGGCACAGCUUCAAAAGCCUCCAAAAGAAGCUGCCAGAGAGCUCCUGCACCCGGCGCUGCUCAGAAGCAACCACGGCAAAGGCGGAGAGAACAGGGUAGAUCACUGCGGCAGGGCUACAACCUCCGCAGACGGUUCGUGGAGAUCACGGACUACCACCAGUCAGCAAAGAAGAGGAGGAAACAUUCACCUGGAAUCAACAGGCAGAAGAGCCAAACCCAGGAUUAAAACCGCUUGUUGGCCUUGCAUGAA
Molecule: messenger RNA, 1875 nt
Organism: Chiroxiphia lanceolata (lance-tailed manakin)
Lineage: Eukaryota; Metazoa; Chordata; Aves; Passeriformes; Pipridae
Product: ubiquitin carboxyl-terminal hydrolase 42-like
Exons: 14
Coding region: 121-1851 (576 amino acids)
Biological process (GO): protein deubiquitination; regulation of apoptotic process
Cellular component (GO): cytosol; nucleus
Molecular function (GO): cysteine-type endopeptidase activity; cysteine-type deubiquitinase activity
Source: RefSeq, a predicted model, not a curated record